UUAACAGAACUUAACCUAAAGAGGACAAAAAAGAUAACGCUUCCUUUUAAAAAAACAUCAAAGAGUGAUGGCCAACACCAUCAUCGAAAAGCCAUAAGGCCUCGAGAAGACGGGGUGGCUUUGAGAACACUACUUGAUGCUCCAGCUGAUCUUGUUGCUGUAUUUAACGCGGCAGUUGUUGGCGUUGUGUUAUCUGAUGCGGUUGCUGUUGAUGUUGCUGAGACACGUGAAACAGCCGAUUGCGUUGUUGAAUCUGAUACAGCAAUCGAAAUACUUGGUGUAGCAGCUGAUGGUUUUGUUGAACUUGAUGCAGCAAAUGCUUGUGUUGUUGUUUCUGGCACAACAGUGGUUGGUGUUCUUGAAUCUGAUGGCGGAGGAGCUGGUGUCGUUCGUGCUCUUGAAUCUGAUGAAACAGAUGUUAGUAAUACUGUUGAUGAUACACCGACUGAUGGUGUCGUUGAAUCAACUGGAAAAGAUGUUGGCGUUGAUAUUUUAGGCAAAUCAAGCGGAGUUGUCAUGGAAUCCGAUGAAGGAGAUGUUGAUGUUGUAAUUGUUGUUGUUGUUUCUGAAACGACAGACGAUGAUAUCGAUGUGACUGAGUCCGACAGAAGAGGUGUUAUUGAUGUCGCAUUUAUCAUAACAGUUGGUGAGGCUGUUGAAUCCACUUGAGCAGACAUUGCAGUUGUUUCUGGCACAACCAGUGAUGUUGUUGUUGAACUUGAUGUAGUAGAUAUUAAUGUCGUUGUCUCUGGCACAACAGUUGAUUUUGCUUUUGAGUCCGGAGGAAAAGUUACUGUUAUUGAUGUUUCUGGCACCACAGCUGAUGGAGUUGUUGAAUCUAAUGGAACUGGUUUUGAUAUUGUUGAAUUUGGAACAACAGCCGAGGAUGUUACUGAAGCUGACGGAACAGAUGUUUGUUUUGAUGAGGCAAACGUUGGUGUUGCUGUGGCUAGCAGAUUAGUUGAUGCUGUUGAAUCUUCUGGAACAGAUAUUGGUGUUGCCAUUUUUGGCACAAUAACUGAUGAUGUCAUUGAACGGGAUGGGGCAGAUGGUAGCAUUGUUUUUUGUAGCACAACAGGUGAUGAUGUCAUUGAAUCUGAUGGAACAGCCACUGAAGUUGUUGUUUUUGACAGAAAAGAUGAUGUUGGUGAUGAAUCCAAUAAAACAGAUGUUUGUGUGGUUAUUUCUGAAAAAACUGAUAAUUGUGCCGAUGAAUCAACUAGAGCAGAUAUUGGUGUUGUUGUUUCUGAAAUAACAGGUGACUUUGUUGAUGACUCAACUGGAAAAGAUGAUCCUGUCGUUGUUUCUGUCACCACAGCUGACGGUGUUGUUAUUUUUAAAACAGCAAGAGAUGUUGUUUUUGAAUCAACUGGAACGGAUAUUGGUGUGGUUUUUUGUGGAACUAAAGGUGAUGGAGUAGUUGAAUUUGAUGGAAUAAGUGUCGACGUUUUUGUUUCUGACACCGCAGCUGAUGGCGUUGUUGAGUCAGCUGGAACAGACUUUGGUGUUAUUGUACCUGUCAUCAUGGCGGAUGAUGUUGUUGAAACAACUGGGAUUGGUGAUGCUGUUGUUUCUGGCACUGCAGGUGAUGGUGAAGUUGAAUUUGAUGGAACAGAUGUUUGUGUUUUGGUUUUUGAAACGUUCAUCGGUAUUGUUGAAUUUACAGAAAGGGAUGUAAGAGUUGUUGUUGAAGGAGUUAUCGAAUCUGGUUGUGUAAAUGAUGGGGUCAUUGUUCCUGAAGCCACAGCUAAUGGUGAUGUUGAAUUGGAUGUUUGUCUUGUUGUUUGUUGCUCGACAGAAGGAUUAUUUGUUGACGUUGUUGAACCAGGCACAAUAGCCGAAAUUGUUGUUGAAUUAAUUGGUAGAGGUAUUGGUGUUGUUGUUCCUGGCAAAACAGGUGGUGAUGUAGUUGCGUCAUCUGAACCAGAUGUUGACGUUGUUAUGUUAGGCAUAACAGCUGAUGGUGUUGUUGAGGCUGCUGGAACAGAGGUCAGUGUUGCAACUUUUGGUACAACAGUUGCAGGUGUUGUUGAAUUUACUUGAACAGAAGUUGAGAUUGAUGUAUCCGGCACGGCAGGUGAUUUUGUUUUAGCCACAGCUAAUGGUGAUGUUGAAUUGGAUGUUUGCCUUGUUGUUUGUUGCUCGACAGAAGGAUUAUUUGUUGACGUUGUUGAACCAGGCACAAUAGCCGAAAUUGUUGUUGAAUUAAUUGGUAGAGGUAUUGGUGUUGUUGUUCCUGGCAAAACAGGUGGUGAUGUAGUUGCGUUAUCUGAACCAGAUGUUGACGUUGUUAUGUUAGGCAUAACAGCUGAUGGUGUUGUUGAGGCUGCUGGAACAGAGGUCAGUGUUGCAACUUUUGGUACAACAGUUGAAGGUGUUGUUGAAUUUACUUGAACAGAAGUUGAGAUUGAUGUAUCCGGCACGGCAGGUGAUUUUGUUUUAGCCACAGCUAAUGGUGAUGUUGAAUUGGAUGUUUGUCUUGUUGUUUGUUGCUCGACAGAAGGAUUAUUUGUUGACGUUGUUGAACCAGGCACAAUAGCCGAAAUUGUUGUUGAAUUAAUUGGUAGAGGUGUUGGUGUUGUUGUUCCUGGCAAAACAGGUGGUGAUGUAGUUGCCUCAUCUGAACCAGAUGUUGACGUUGUUAUGUUAGGCAUAACAGCUGAUGGUGUUGUUGAGGCUGCUGGAACAGAGGUCAGUGUUGCAACUUUUGGUACAACAGUUGAAGGUGUUGUUGAAUUUACUUGAACAGAAGUUGAGAUUGAUGUAUCCGGCACGGCAGGUGAUUUUGUUUUAGCCACAGCUAAUGGUGAUGUUGAAUUGGAUGUUUGUCUUGUUGUUUGUUGCUCGACAGAAGGAUUAUUUGUUGACGUUGUUGAACCAGGCACAAUAGCCGAAAUUGUUGUUGAAUUAAUUGGUAGAGGUGUUGGUGUUGUUGUUCCUGGCAAAACAGGUGGUGAUGUAGUUGCGUCAUCUGAACCAGAUGUUGACGUUGUUAUGUUAGGCAUAACAGCUGAUGGUGUUGUUGAGGCUGCUGGAACAGAGGUCAGUGUUGCAACUUUUGGUACAACAGUUGCAGGUGUUGUUGAAUUUACUUGAACAGAAGUUGAGAUUGAUGUAUCCGGCACGGCAGGUGAUUUUGUUUUAGCCACAGCUAAUGGUGAUGUUGAAUUGGAUGUUUGCCUUGUUGUUUGUUGCUCGACAGAAGGAUUAUUUGUUGACGUUGUUGAACCAGGCACAAUAGCCGAAAUUGUUGUUGAAUUAAUUGGUAGAGGUAUUGGUGUUGUUGUUCCUGGCAAAACAGGUGGUGAUGUAGUUGCGUCAUCUGAACCAGAUGUUGACGUUGUUAUGUUAGGCAUAACAGCUGAUGGUGUUGUUGAGGCUGCUGGAACAGAGGUCAGUGUUGCAACUUUUGGUACAACAGUUGAAGGUGUUGUUGAAUUUACUUGAACAGAAGUUGAGAUUGAUGUAUCCGGCACGGUAGGUGAUUGUGUUUUUGAAUCAGAAAUAAUGUAGGUUGUUGUUGCUGCUGAAGUUGUCGGGUCAAGUGAUGGUGUUGCUGAAUCUACUGGGGCAGAUGUUUGUGAUGUGCUUUCUUGCACAACAGGUGAUGGUGUUGUCGAAUCAACAGGAAAAGAUGUUGGUUUUUUUAUUUCUGGCACAACAGUUGAUGUUGUCAAACCCACUGUAGCAGAUGUGGAUAUUGUUUUUUCUAGCACAACAGCUGAUGAUGUUGUUGAAUUAACUGAAGCAGGUGUUGUUGAUCUUGUUUCUGACGCAGCAGGUAAUGGUGUCGUUGAAUCUAAUGGAACGCUUGUCAGCACAGCUGAUGGUGUGGUACUCGAAGGCACAGAUGUUGGUGUUGUCGUCUUUGGCACAGCAUCAGAUAAUACUGUUGAAGCUGAUGAACCUUGUCUUGGUGUGGCUGUUCUUGAUAGAUAA
Messenger RNA from Pocillopora meandrina, 3939 nucleotides. Lineage: Eukaryota; Metazoa; Cnidaria; Anthozoa; Scleractinia; Pocilloporidae. The record is from the annotation of a GenBank genome assembly.